AUGUCUAGCAGUGUUUCGAAACCCGUCGAGGUGACCCCUGUCAACAGAAUCGAAGACAACCUCGAAACCAUUGAAAUUAACGUUCGAUCCGGCUACCCGAAACGUUCUGAAGUCUAUGCGCAGCCCAUUUGCUGUACGGCGACACCGGACAACACUAUUGCGUCGCGUGGAUGGAAUCGAGAUCUCGAGUCAACAGAGGUCCUCGAUCCUCUUAGCCGAGCUGUUUUCUUCGUUGCUUCCUGCAUGAGUCUCGUCUACGUCUUCACGCAUUUAGUCGCUGGACGAACAGCGUACAUCAAGAACUAUGGAUCUCCAACUAAAUACGGCAAAUAUGUUGCCGGCUUUGCCUUUUUGCUGGCUAGGCUAGGUCUUCCCGUUUGGGUGGCAGCCAUCACUUUGUCGAUAUUUGUGGCUGUGAACAUUGGACUGGAUCUUUCCAAGGGGGUUCAAGAAAAUCUCCCAUGGCUUAAUGUCAUAAUCAGCAUAUCUUCCUUGUUUUCUCUCGCAGCAGUACUUGCAGUUAUUGAGAUGGCAGAUCGUCCAUUCGCGACUCUAGGCAUUUCUCAAGCUUGGUUCAUUCGAGGCGAGGAUCCACUAGCAUGUCCUGAUGAUGACGACGACCUCGAGCCGGGAGUUGUCUAUAUGACGCCGAGCCUCCAGGAAAAUAUAGAGAAGCACGCCGAAAAGCCCCGUGUGCCAAGCAAACCCCAGAAGCGAAAGCGCAAGACUCUGACGAAAAGGAAUCCUCACGAGCCUCAGCGAAGAGCUUUACGCCAUGCCAGAAGCAUAUCCAUGCCAACUCCCUUGAAUGCUGUCUUCGGGGACCGCCCUGGUGCCUUAAUGCCCGACUCUCCGGUGUCCUCCAGUGCAUUUGCAUGGAAGCCACCGACGAGGGAUGGCGCGACACCAAAAGCAGCCGGGAGAGUGGCACUCGAUGAUUGGGUUACGUGGCGUGAACAUGCCAGUAUGCGACAAGGGGAUUCCGACAUAUCCACCAAUGCCUCGGCACGGCCUGGCGAAGUGAUUUUGCCAUCCGUGCCUCGGCAAGCUGAGUACUCUCCGCGUAGUCAGGCUCUACUUGAAGAACAGGGGAGGUAUGAUUCAAGAAGAUGGACUGCUAUCGGCAUGCAAUCACCUCCCAUCAACGGUCGAUUUCUAGAUAUUCCAUUCAGAAGGCCGCUUACUCCAUUGAUGACCAUGGAAGAAGAAAACAGACUCGUAGGGCGCAGACCUUCGACCCGGGAUGGGGAUUGGGAGGCAAACUAUCAUUUACAGAUGAGGCAAGCUAGCCAGCCGGCAAGUUCACGCACCACGACGACAUUUAGAUUGUCUCGUUAUGGUCUUGAGGCUACUCCAGACCAUCCUCCUUCACUCCCACACAUUGCAACCCUCGUAACCAGAGCGGAUGGCAUUACCAAUAGCAUUCGACCUGACAGCAAUGUAUUGCCAAACGAGGGACGACGGAGGCGUAGGAUAUCAAGUGUCAGUUCUCUUGAGGGGCGACGUCUUACGUACAGGACAGAGAGCCGAGUCAUAUCUGAGCAAAGCUCACGGCCAAGCACACGUCCGCCGAGCCAACAUCCGUCUAUAGCAGCACUAGCUACACGACCUGCGAGCCCGACAUCGACGGUCCGGUCCAUGAGAUCCGAUGUGCACAACUUUUCCAGGCCUCGAACCUCGGCAGCUGCUAGAAUGCAGUCAAAAGUUGCUAGGCGUCUCCGUGCACUCAAGCAGCAGGAGACCGAAAAUUCCAGGCGGUCCCAGGUGGAGGGACCUCUCCCGGCGUCUCCCAGCACUCCGAUUUCUCCUGCCACACCGAGAACAGUCCGAGCCGCAGCGGUGAGGACUCUUCAAGACAGGCUCGGUAAGAGGAAUCUCAAGAAGCAAGCGGAGGAAAGCCCCCGCCCGGCAACUCCGGAGACACCCCGAACAGCCAGAGCCACGGCGGUCAAAAAUCUACAAGAGCGGCUGGGAAAACGAAUGAUGCGGCGAAAUGAAGAAGGAAUUACCCAAUCAGUAUAG
Molecule: messenger RNA, 2022 nt
Organism: Colletotrichum paranaense
Lineage: Eukaryota; Fungi; Ascomycota; Sordariomycetes; Glomerellales; Glomerellaceae
Exons: 6
Coding region: 1-2022 (673 amino acids)
Source: RefSeq, a predicted model, not a curated record